Molecule: messenger RNA, 2703 nt
Organism: Adineta steineri
Lineage: Eukaryota; Metazoa; Rotifera; Eurotatoria; Adinetida; Adinetidae
Source: the annotation of a GenBank genome assembly
AUGUCCUUGAGAACACCAACGAAUAUUAAUGUAAAAAAUGGAGAUGGAUGCGCCUUUAUUACAUGGUCUACCGUUCCAAAUGCAACCAUGUAUGAAAUUCAGAUUAAAAAUCAAAAGACGUGGCUGUCAGAAAUGUCGCGAACAAGUAUCAACUACUUUGUGCAAAUGAAUUUGAUCAAUGGACAGUGUUAUAUAGUUCAAAUCAAAGCGAUAAAUGAGAAGUCGAUAAGUCCACCUUCUUCAGAUGUCAAAAUACGGCCUCGAGCAUGUCAAUGCUUAUUUGACUUUUCAGCUAAACGUAUAGGGAAUUCAUGUCAAAUCAGAUUGAAAUGGACAGCAAUACCAACAAACGUUGGUUAUCACAUCGAGAGAUGUGAUAUUGGCCAUGCUAAUAAGUACUUCACUAUAAACAAUAUCACAGAUAAUAACGUAUCAACUAUCACUGAUCAAACUUCUUGUGAUAUGACUAAACUACAGUGUGCAGGUCAUUUUUAUAAAAUUUCAGCAAGUGAUGCACCAUGGUUACCGAAUGGAUCAAAAUCAACUGCGAUGGUUUUGUGUAUAAAACAAUCGCAACUAACCGUUUCCGCACAACCAAUAACAAGUGUUGUGUCUACUGCGGCAUUAUCAUUACCAACAGCUUCGACGGCCAAGCCAGUUGUUGAUGCUAAAGAUAUGGGUUUAGUCGAAAAAAUGCAAUUGCUUAUAGGAAUGAGACGUGAAGUUAUGCCGGGGAUAAAAAAUAAGUCAGACACGGAAAACAGCACAGCCCACGCUACUGUUUCUGUAACGCCACAGACCGAUAUUAUAGUGGUAUGCUCCUCUUCUGAAUAUUUAUUCAACGCUAUUUGUAAAGCUGGUGGUGACUUUUUUAAAGCUUCAUAUGAUACACAGUUAAAACAAAAUCCUGAUUCAUGUAUCAUUGCUGUUAAAGCUGAAGGACAGCUCGCAUCAAAAAUGGUUUAUUUCCUUCCGUGGAAAAAAGAUUCCGAUGCAUUGCUUCUUCAUAAAUCUUUUGAAAAGUUUGUUUCUGAUGCUGUAGAAAAAGCAGUACUAGAAAAGUAUCAAAGUAUCGUAUUUCCAGCUAUCGGUUGCGGGAAGUUCGGAUGUUCAAUCACUAUUGUCGCACAAGCGAUGGUUGGAGAAGCUCAUCGAAUGUUUCAAAAAUAUCCUAUUUCGAUUUCGUUUAUUAUUCAACCAGAAAGAACUGAUAUUUACGAUGAAUUUAAAAAGAAACUCAAUGCAUUGCAAUCCUCACAGUCAUUCACACUACAACAACCAAUAAUAUCAACGUCAUCCGUGUCCGCACCACAACAACCAAUAAUAUCAGCAUCAUCCGUGUCCGCACCACCGCCACCAAUCGAACCAGUGAAAACAAUCACUUUAGCUGUCAACAAAGGAACUAUUGAAGUGGAGAAAGGUGACAUAACAGCACAAAAGGUCGAUGUCAUCAUUGGAAGUUCCUCAUCACAAAUUUUAAAACAAGCAAUCAUAAAGGUUGCUGGUGAUCACGUUAACAAAUCAUACAAUGAUGAAUGCAAGAACAAUUCAAACGCUAUAUUAAUUUCCACACCACCUGGUAAUUUACCCUGCAAACGAAUAUUUUUUGUUAAAUGGGAACCUAACAGAGAUGAACAAAUACUUCGUCAAUCUCUUACUGAUUUAAUUUGGACUGUCAUACAAAAUGUGCUAUCAUAUAACUUUACGUCGUUUGCAUUCCCAGCCCUUGGAUGUGGACAGCAUGCUUGUUCUGUAGAUGUUGUAGUGAAAACAAUGGUGAAAGAGGUUAAAAAUCAAUUAACUAUGAGAAAUACGCCGCUUGCAGUGAAGUUCAUAAUACAACCUAAUCAACAAAAUAUUUAUGAUGAAUUUUGUAAGCAAGUAUUAGCAACAAAAGACGGAGAUAUUCGAGAAUCAUUCGAUUAUCAGCGACCCAUGGCGUGGGAAAAAUCCAAUGAAAAGAAAAUACGUUUUGAGUUAUCAAAUACAACAGAUGAAUAUAAAUCAAUCUCAACUAAUUUUGAUCAGGUUAUGAAAGGAAAAUACACACAAAUUAUACGAAUAGAGCGUGUUCAGAAUGAACGAUGGUAUAUUCAAUAUUUCGCACAUAGUCAGCAUUUUAAAGCACGUCUGAGUACCGACACCGAAAAAUAUUUGUAUCACGGCUGUCCUGAUAAUGCCGCUAAUGCAAUUAUGGACGAUUGCUUCAAUCGAAGUUUUGCGGGUGUUAAUGGAACAGCGUAUGGUGUCGGUGUUUAUUUUUCAUCAAAUGCAGCUUAUAGUCAUACCUAUACAAAACCAAAUGGAAUUGGUGAACGUAACAUGUUCUUAGCACGAGUUCUAGUUGGAAAUACAACAAAAGGUAACGGCUCAAUGAAGACUCGACCUAUUGGGUUCGAUUCAACAACUGAUGGUAGUCAUAUUUUUGUCACUUAUCACGAUGCUCAAGCUUAUGCAGACUACUUAAUUACUUAUAACUUUGAAUAUAUAAUAAAAGAAAAUAUUGUUACUAAAUUUCGAAAUGAACUCGAAUUAACGAAGAUAAUAAACUCUCGAAAUUCAAAUAAUAAUCAUAUACGAACAGUUGAGUUUAUUGUUAAAUAUUUAUCAGAAGACAUGAAAAGUGGUCUCGAAGCAGAAUUAAAAUAUUAUAAGAAAGAUAUUAAUAUUAUGGCUCAAGAUAAUAAGAAUCAACUCGAUUAA